AGUGCGGCUGACAGACACACGGGGAUUAGGGCGGAGCUUAGCAGAAGGAGUGAGCGAAGCCAAAGCCGGUGUUCCCGGAGCAGCCCCGGGGAGAUGAGCAGGCUGAGCGCGCCGGGGGAUGGUGCAGCGCUAUGAAUAUACAUGGGGGUCAUGGCACGACCGAGGACAGCGAGCCUCCUCCCGGGAUGAGCGAUGACAUGGAGGGCAAUCAUACCAGCUGCAGGAAGAGAGGAGCACCGAGCAUCCCUCCGCCGUGCUACCCGCUCCUCCCCGGGACACACAGCUUCACCGAGGACGCUUCAUGGAGCCGAUCAUCUCCCGGAGAGAUACCGAGCCCAGAGCCCCGCACCUCCCCGUCCUCUCGCCCCAUGCUGGCCGCUGUCUUCGUCUUAUUGCUCCUCUCUGUGUAUCCUCUAUGGCGGCAGCAGCGGGGUCAGUCUGAAGGAGCCCCGGGAGGGCAGAUCAGCCUCACCGUCCUCAUCCUGACCAUCGCCGUCUACCUGGGCUGUGCCCUGUGUGCCCUGAUCAUCGCAUCAUUGUGUGCCCUCUACUGGACCGCCAGAUCUACCCCACCACCGGACUUCACCCGGGCCAGGACCCCCCGACAGAGUAUGCAGCCGGUGAAUGUACAUGAACCAGUCCAUCUUCGAAGAGUGGUUAUAUGUCACAGCAUGGAUAAAGCUCUAAAGGAAGUGUUUGACUACAGUUAUCGGGACUACGUUCUGUCAUGGUAUGGAGAUCUCAGCAAGGAUGAUGGUCAGUUAUAUCAUCUGCUUCUAGAUGACUUUUGGGAAUUGGCAAGACAACUUCGAUGUCGGUUCGCUCACAUUGAUAUUGUCAAGGUGGUCUGCAAUGAUGUUGUGAAGAAUCUGCUUACGCAUUUCUGUGACCUCAAGGCUGCAAACACUAGACAGGAUGAACAGCCAAGACCCUUUGCCCUUCAUCCCUGUCUAAAAACCACAGAAGAGGAGCUCAGAUUCCUACAGACGUGUGCCCAGGUGCUAGUGCUCUGUUUAGUGCCCGCUCGGGAUGCUCAGUCUCGCAGCCUGCGCAUAGUGCUUUCUGAAAUACUUGCAACUAAAGUGCUGAAGCCCUUGGUGGAACUGCUGAGUGAUCCGGAUUACAUUAAUCAGAUGCUGCUCAGCCAGCUGGAGUACAGAGAACAGGUGAAUGAGCGUCACAAGAAGACCUAUACAUACGCCCCAUCUUAUGAGGAGUUUGUCAAGCUGAUCACGAACAGUUCUGACAUUGAAUUCCUCAAACAGCUAAGGUAUCAAAUUGUUGUGGAAAUCAUUCAAGCAACUACAAUUGGAAGCUUUCCCCAGAUGAAGAGGCAUAAAGAUUCUAAAGGCAAAGAGACUGCAGCAAUGAAAGCUGACCUCCUGCGGGCUCGUAAUAUGAAAAGGUACAUCAAUCAGCUGACUGUUGCCAAGAAGCAGUGUGAGAAAAGGAUCAAACUUCUUGGGGGUCCAGCAUAUGACCAGCAGGAUGAUGGGACCUCAGAUGAUUCAGAUUGCCCACAGAGCCAGAAGAUUAUUCAGUUUGAUGACAUUUUGUCAAACUCCUCAUUCAGAGAACAUUUUAGAACAUAUAUGGAAAAAAUUGAUAUGAGAGCGCUAAUCAGUUUUUGGGAAUCAGUGGAGUACUUGAAGAAUGCAAAUAAGUCUGAAAUACCUCAAUUAGUUGGUGAAAUUUACCAGAAUUUCUUUGUUGAAAGUAAAGAAAUACAAGUAGAAAAGCCACUUUACAAAGAAAUCCAGCAGAGUCUUGUGGGCAACAAAGGGAUUGAGGUGUUCAGCAAAGUCCAAGCUGAUGUCUAUGAGACAUUGAAGGACAGGUUCUACCCCUCAUUCAUCGUCAGUGACCUCUAUGAGCAGCUGAUUCGGCAAGAAGAUACGUCGUCCUGUUUGUGUGUCUCCGAUGACAAGGAUGAAGCAAAUCUAGUGUGUGAAGGUGUGGAAGAGAUCCUCGAUGAGUGCAGUAGUGGUAUCACUGAACAGGCCAGUUAUGCUGUCAAUAAACUGCGGCAGCUCACAGAGAAACUGGAGUACAAGAGACAAGCCCUUAGCUCUAUCAUCAAUGCACCUAAGCCUGACAAAAAGAUUGUUUCCAAGUUAAAGGAUGAAAUCGCUCAAAUGGAGAAAGAGCAGAGCGACCUGGACCUUCAUAUUUCAAGGACAGAUCUGUGGUGUGAAAACCUUGGCAUGUGGCGAGCACUGAUUAACAUCAGUGAGGUGUCUGAGGAAAAUGGUGAGCAGAUGCCACUGUAUUUCGUGUUGGUGAGUUUGCCAGAGUCUAAUGAUUCAGAUAGCAGGAACUGGACUGUACUGAGGAGGUUAAGCGAAUUUCAAAAUCUGCACAGGAAGCUCAGUGAGUGUUUCCCUUCCUUGAAGAAAGUACAGUUGCCUUCUCUCAGUAAGAUUCCGUUCAAAUCUGUAGACCAGAAAUUUCUAGAAAAAUCAAAAGCACAGUUAAAUAAUUUCUUGCAGAAGCUGCUUUCUGAUGAGAGAUUAUAUCAGAGUGAGGUGCUCUAUGCCUUCCUGAGCCCGUCUCCUGAGCACCUCAAAGUCAUAGAUGUCCAGGGCAAAAAAUCUUCCUUCUCACUUGCCUCAUUUUUGGAAAGACUUCCUGGGGAAUUCUUCUCUCACCAAGAGGAUGAAACGGAGGAAGACAGCGACUUAUCUGAUUAUGGGGAUGAUCUCGAUGGGAAGAAGGAUGCCUUGGCCGAGCCAUGCUUCAUGCUGAUUGUUGAGAUUUUUGAGUUGCGAGGAAUGUUUAAGUGGGUGAGAAAGACACUCAUUGCACUGGUACAAAUUACAUUCGGAAGAACCAUAAACAAACAGAUCCGGGACACGGUGAAUUGGAUUUUCAGUGAGCAGAUGCUAGUUUACUAUAUCAAUGUAUUCCGAGAUGCAUUCUGGCCAAAUGGAAAAUUAGCACCUCCAAAAACCUCGAGAACAGAGCUGCAGUGUCAGGAAACAAAGCAGAAAGCACAGCAAAAACUACUUGAAAACAUCCCUGAUGCUCUUCAGAACUUGGUUGGACAGCAGAAUGCACGUCAUGGCAUAAUCAAGAUAUUUAAUGCACUUCAAGAAAACAGAGCUAAUAAGCAUCUACUUUAUGUACUGAUGGAAGUCUGUCUGCUAGAGCUAUGUCCAGAACUGAGAAGCCACUUAGAACAGUUGAAAGCCGGACCAGCCUGCAACAGCACAAAGUGAACCACUACUUCGAAUGUCUGUGUAACAAUAGACAUGCUAAUUAUUUUCCUCUUUUCCAUAGAGGGCUGACUGAGGACUACUUGCGCUCCUGUGUCUUUUUCCCCCUUCUUUAUUUUAUGUAAAAUAUACAGGUUGGGGAAGCCGUUGCUGUAGUGUAGAAUGAGAAGGUAAUGCUGCACCACUUUUUACUCAAAAACUAAGAAAAAAAAAACCCAUAAAAAUGUAAUUUGGUUACUGGCUUCUGGAUCAUGAGAUGAGGCACUAAGGACAGGGGGCAUCUUUUAUCCAGUUCAGUGCCACGUGGGACCGUUAAGGCGCUGGACGUACUCGACAUUCAAAGAGCAGACAUUUCGUAAGAUAGUGUUAAAUAAUUGAAUGUUGUACAGAUCAUUUCCUCAUUGAGGAUCCUGAACAUUCCUUUAUUAUUUCCGGUGUAUUGAAGAAUGUUUUGUGCAAUACUUUACGUAAUGUUAUUGUGAAUAUUUUAUUCUUUAUUGCUUUUAUUUUUACCAAAGACUGCCCAUUAUUUAAAAUAUUUGUAAGCAAUAAAUACAAAAAUUUAU
Rana temporaria (common frog) is the source of this 3781-nucleotide messenger RNA. It is a transcript of the gene SNX25, whose product is annotated as sorting nexin 25. The transcript is spliced from 19 exons. Gene Ontology annotation, cellular component: early endosome membrane; intracellular membrane-bounded organelle. Lineage: Eukaryota; Metazoa; Chordata; Amphibia; Anura; Ranidae. The record is from RefSeq and is a predicted model, not a curated record. Gene Ontology annotation, molecular function: phosphatidylinositol binding. Bases 132 to 3218 code for a protein of 1028 amino acids.